CUCAGCUUUAGGUGGUCAGGCUCGCUCGAGCUCGGCUCAUUGGGACCGACAGCCCUCCGCUGAGAGCCUCAGGUUCAUCUCCUCCCUAGGCUCAGGACCUUUCCCUUCUCUCGGACUCUCUCCUCCCUUGCUCUUCCUUCCCUGGCGGCGACGACUGGGCGAGCGGCGGCGCCAUUUGUCUUCGCCCAGCCCUUUGCCGGCGACGAGCGCAUCCUCCAGGUACAGAGAUUGAAAUAUGGACAACCUGUGGCAUCUUGGAGAUGAGCUCCGUGGCCAGCCAAUGGUUCUGGAGGACCGCCAGUGGUCGCUCAUGACCUCCAAGCUCGCUGAGAUCACCAAGUCCAAGGGCGAGAGGAUGAACGACCUUGACUAUGCGCGCAUGAACACCGUCCCUGAGGUCAAGCAGUGGGAUAAGAUGUCCUACCACCACGAUGAGCCCAGGAUGGAUCACAUCAAUCUUGGCCUCAUGAACCUGGAUCUGAAAAUGAAUGAUCUGAAGAUGAAUGAAGCUGCCAUGAAGAACUCUUUCCGCAACAUGGGUUAUAACAUGAACCCAGUGUACCCCAAAGGAAACAAUGGCAAUAUUAAUGCGUUCAAGAUGAAUGUUGGGGUCACCAAGUAUUCCAACAGUCCUAGUGUCAAAGAGGCCAAUGGAAAAAACAAUGGUGGCAACAACCAUGGAAGCAACAGCAAUGGGAACACCAACAGCAACUCUGCUGUUGACAAGCGCUUCAAGACACUGCCGACGAGUGAGAUGCUACCAAGGAAUGAAGUCCUUGGUGGGUACAUUUUUGUCUGCAACAACGAUACCAUGCAGGAAGAUCUCAAGAGGCAGCUUUUUGGGUUGCCAGCAAGAUAUCGGGAUUCAGUCCGAGCAAUUACUCCUGGGCUGCCUCUUUUCCUCUAUAACUACACGACUCACCAGCUUCAUGGGGUAUUUGAGGCUGCCAGUUUUGGUGGGUCCAAUAUUGAUCCCACGGCAUGGGAGGAUAAGAAGUGUAAAGGUGAAUCCAGAUUCCCAGCACAGGUGAGGAUCCGCAUUAGGAAGCUCUGCAAGCCGUUGGAAGAGGAUUCUUUCAGGCCAGUUCUGCAUCAUUAUGAUGGCCCAAAGUUUCGCCUUGAGCUCUCCAUCGCGGAGACCUUGUCGCUGCUAGACCUGUGCGAGAAGGAAGGCAUCUGAGCUGUUGGGAAGGUGGUUACUUUGAGCUUCAAGUAAAUAUUAAUCAUCCUUGUAUGUUUUGUGGAUGGUGGUUGGGCAAUGCUGUUUGUUUUAAGGGCAAGCUGCUGCUGGUUUCAUUUUCCCUACCUGGAAGGAAGGAAGGAAGGAAUGAGAAGACCUGGUACUUGGAAGGCCCCUCAAAAAAGCAAGCUGUGAGGCUGUCUGUGUACUGCGUUGCGUCGUCCUGAACCGAAUCAAUCUUGGGUUGGAGAUGUGUAUGUUUUGCUGUCUAUGUGUCCUAGUAGAGUGAGUAUACCUGGGCAGAAUUGGACCCCAAAAGAUGGGGCCCUGUACACUGUGUAAUGGUUAAGAUGCAUGCGUCAUGGCGCCCCAAAGUAAGGGCCGAUGAUGUCGUCGUUCCAAGUGUGUAUUUUGUGGUGUUGUACCUUGAACCUCCUUUGCAUUUGCCUUAAUGCUCCCUUUUGCACUGUCAGAGAGUGUUGGCUA
Molecule: messenger RNA, 1666 nt
Organism: Panicum hallii
Lineage: Eukaryota; Viridiplantae; Streptophyta; Magnoliopsida; Poales; Poaceae
Product: B2 protein
Exons: 6
Coding region: 236-1180 (314 amino acids)
Biological process (GO): response to endoplasmic reticulum stress
Source: RefSeq, a predicted model, not a curated record